AUGUCCGUUCAACCCCAAAGUCGCCCACCUGAUGUGGAUAAACUCCACACGAGUAAUUUUGACCAGGAUCUUCUUCCAUUGCCUCCUCCUCUACCGCCUCACAGAACGUCAGGACGUGGGAAUUACCAAGUCUUCCUUCAACCUGAAAAUCGACCCCUCUUGCCACCCUCUAUGUCGAUCACACCUUCCUUGUGCCCCCCUGAGGAUCCUCCGAAAACCCUCUCCCAUCCACCACACGCCAUUCGUCGUCAUCCUAGGGGUCUUUCCAGUGUCUUCGAUUCCACUGCCACACUACCCACACCAAAGCCACGCAACCAUCAUGGUGAUUGUAAGGAGGGAGACCGGAAGAAACAGGGGUUACAUGAGGAGAGAAGUGGAUGGCUGUAUUGGAACGACGUCCGUGGUGGAAUUCGUCCAACUCUCCUUACUGGUUCCUACCUUCAGGGACGCACACCACACCAAACUUCUGAAUACCCUUUGAAGCUUUCUGAGUCGGUAAAAGGUCAUUGUACUAGCGCUGAACAUCUUGAAGGUGCCCUGGCAAUGCCGAUGGUACAAGGGGAGACCAGAGUCCAAAAGCUGUAUUGUAGUAUGACGACACUUAAUUAUACAACGGCGGAAAGCUCGUCCAUGCAUGAUUUACUCAUGGUUGGCGACAAUGCGGAUGAUAGCAGAGUGCCCAGGGUACCAGAUUCCUGGCUGCCAAUUGUGGAUGGACGGGCUCGAUUAGUGCCAGUAAAUACGAUGACAAGAGAAGCACCAAAUGCGAACAUACCGGACGUUACUCCCAGACCCACCACACAGGUUGAUGGAAAAUCACAACACAUUUGGCAACCACUGAAAUUAAGGCAAGAGGGGGAAACGGCGGCGAACAGAUUUACGAGUGGAUGA
Messenger RNA from Echinococcus granulosus, 891 nucleotides. RefSeq lists its product as hypothetical. Lineage: Eukaryota; Metazoa; Platyhelminthes; Cestoda; Cyclophyllidea; Taeniidae. The transcript has a single exon. The record is from RefSeq and is a predicted model, not a curated record. Bases 1 to 891 code for a protein of 296 amino acids.